Branchiostoma belcheri (Belcher's lancelet) is the source of this 816-nucleotide messenger RNA. RefSeq names its product ubiquinone/menaquinone biosynthesis C-methyltransferase UbiE-like. Gene Ontology annotation, molecular function: S-adenosylmethionine-dependent methyltransferase activity. NCBI's taxonomy places the organism in Eukaryota, Metazoa, Chordata, Leptocardii, Amphioxiformes, Branchiostomatidae. The coding region runs from base 38 to 694 and encodes 218 amino acids. The record is from RefSeq and is a predicted model, not a curated record. The transcript is spliced from 5 exons.
CCUGACGAUCUGACGAGUUUCAACCUAACUUACUAUCAUGCUGAAUGGAAAAACAGACAACCAGUUUGACAGGGUAGCGUCAUUGACUGCCGAUUAUGCCGAAACUCAAGCCGGGUAUUCAGAAUGGGCUACGAAAUAUGAAGAGGACAUGACCAACAUGGGAUAUAACGGGCCUCGGCAGAUCGUCAGCCUGAUGCACGAUGUUCUUGGCGGGGUCAUGACCCCCAGCACUGUCCGCGUGUUAGACGUACCGGCCGGGACCGGUAUGGUGGGAUCGGAGUUGCAGAAGCUUGGCUAUACAAACGCAGACGGUCUGGACGCUAACGCAGAUAUGCUGAAAGUUGCAGAGAGUAAACAUGUCUACCGGAGGCUGAUAGAGACUAAACUGGGCACAGGAGAGCUACCUGUAGAGCCUAAUACGUACGACGCUGUUCUGUUGGUUGGCGCCUUCACUCAGAACGGAACACAUCUCCCGUGUACAUGUCUUGACGAUCUCGUGCAGGUCACCAAACCAGGCGGACUCAUUAUUGUUGGCACUGGGUCUGAAACACUUCAAUCAGACGUAGGAUUGGCACUGGUGGCUAAGCUACAAGACCUUCAGGAACGCGCUCUGCUGUCAAUAGUCAACAAAACCACCCGGUCCGGUUACUUCAGGGACUGGGAAGGCACAUUUUUCGUCUGCAAAGUGACAUAAUGACAAAUAUCGUGUACAGUAGGGCAGGAAGUACUAUCACCGUUAGUCAUGGAAACCUUUGGUUAACUGCACUGAAACAAGUCCCCUUGAAAAUACUUUUUCACAUUUCAAUCUCAAACAUU